CUCUGAGACCUACACUGUUACACUAGUAAAAUGGGUGCGUUCCAGAGCAACGGCAACGUGAUUGUAAUCGAUGCGCACUUUGGAUUCUGCGCUCUCUAAUCUGAAAUAUUAUUGUUUAAUCAAUCAACAAUAUGCUAUUACCUGUGCUGUACGUACUUUUUAACCUUUGGUCUUGGAGAAUGUAUUAAUCAAUACAUUCUCCAAACAGAGAUGGUCUAUGAGGGUACGAGAUGGGACGAAUACACCUUGCAUAUUACGACAUAUGAUCAGAGACGGAAAGGAAGCGAGACAUCCCACUCCCUCAUUUUUUAUGGUUCAUAUACAUUAGACCAGACCACAGUUUAUAUCGCAUAGCCACCCCAGCACCAUGUUUUCAAGGAUAAACGCUUCAUUUAUCCACCAUAUUUGGUAUGAUGACUCUUUUGAUAUACUGAGGGGCGACGACCGUCGACCGCCAUCUUAGUUCGGGGCAAUAUCAUGCCGAAAAGUUGUUCUGCAUAUAACUGUACCAAUAGGUACAGCAAACAUACAGAUAUUACUUUUCACAGAUUUCCUUUCAGCAAACCAACUGUAUUUAGACAAUGGCUGGAUAACAUAUGCCGAGAUGACUUUUAUCCAAAGAAACACAUGGUCAUCUGCUCACUUCAUUUUACUACGGAUUGUUUCAGCGGCUUAGGCAACCGCAAAAACUUGCUGUGGAAUGCUGUACCCACCCUCUUUACAUUCCCACCACCAAAUUCCAAGAAAAGAAAGUCAGGAAAAAGGCUCAAAAUGCUUCCAAAGUGUGUCACUGUGUCCCAAGAAAAGAUGGAAACACAGAAUGACCUGGACCCAGAAGAGAGACUACUAUCCAAAUCUGCAGAGGGCAACAAGAAAGCUACACAGAAUGGUCCCACUAUUGAUUCAGGAGGACCAUGGACAGUUAACAUCCGCACAGCCUUCGCAAAGAAAACAAGAGCGCGGCCUCCGCCAGCUGGCUGGACAGAGCCUCUCCUGUCAUCUCCAGCGGACGAGCAUUAGCUUAUGCCCAUACCAUAAUCCCACCAUGGGGCUCUCUGUUGACAACGGUGACAUCCGCAAAACGCUCGCCCACACCACGCCAUACACACUGUCUGCCAUCUGCUCAGUACAGUUGAAGCCGGGAUUAAUCCAUGAAGAGCACACUUCUCCAGCGUGCCAGUGGCCAUCGAAGCAUGUUGUCAUCUUCGAUCACAGUUACUCGCUGUCUGACCCAUGUGCAGUGAAGGCCCAGCUAUUCAAAGCCUUGGAUACCAACAAAUGGCUCAACAGAAGGUUACAAAUGAAGAGCCAGCUGAUCAACAAGAUGAGGUUUAAAUUGAAGGCAGCACGCGCCGAGUUGUCAGGUCUACGCAGCUGGCAGAAUCUGGCCAGGGCUGCUGGUAAAGUAUCUAUACGGCCAAGUGUACAGAGGAUAGUUGUGAAUGAUAUCAGCUGACACAUUGAUUGAUAUUGGUUUUAUUGGAAAGCUAUUUUGUAUUGGAACACCAGUUAAAUGAAUUUGGUGAUCCUCUUCUGAAAACAGUCUUGAAGACAGACUUUUUUGCCAAUUUCAUCUUGGUCAAUGAGUGUAAAAUAUUUAUUUUGGAAAGCUUUGCAGCCCGAUCCAUCUUGCUGCCAUCUGCAAAACCAUUCUUUGGAUAAUAUAGUACACUUUUUCCAAGAGUCUAAAGGGACCUUCCUGGACUGAGUUUUUAUUCCUGAAUUAAAGUCAAUCAAGGAUUCUAA
Molecule: messenger RNA, 1746 nt
Organism: Salmo salar (Atlantic salmon)
Lineage: Eukaryota; Metazoa; Chordata; Actinopteri; Salmoniformes; Salmonidae
Gene: thap3
Product: THAP domain containing, apoptosis associated protein 3
Source: RefSeq, a predicted model, not a curated record